AUGCUGGGAAGCGUUGAGAGGAUAUUGUACGACGGCGAAUUUGUGCGCCUCGUGGAGGUCCGUCUGCCGUUGCGCGGCUCCUCGCAAGGUCAGCUGUUAUCGGUACGGACAUGCGAACGUAUUGGCCAGGGCUCCUUUGGUACCGUGUAUCGCGCUGCGUGUGACGGAUAUCCAAGGCUGGCACUCAAGAUUGCCACCGGGAAGGCCGCACGUCUUCGCCAGGAGUUAGACGUUCUUGUCAAGGUAUGCACAAAAGGGAAACUCCUGCUGCCUCGCUUUGAGUUUGGGGCUAUAAACAAAACCGGUGAUCUGAUUAUUGUCGGUAUGGAGCUCUGCGUGCCGUCGACGCUGCAUGAUUUGCUUUUAGUGACACGCCUCACCAAUGAAGCUGAUAUGCUGUUUCUCGCCCACCAGGUGUUGCAGGCGGUUGCCUGCGUUCACGAGCAGCGAUGCAUUCAUAGAGAUGUUAAACUUCAAAAUUUUGUGUUUGACCUGGACGGCAACCUGAAACUCAUAGACUUUGGAUUAGCCUCCACUGAAUGGAACCCGCCACCGGGUGACGUGGUGGCAGGCACUGUUUCAUUUAUGGCACCGGAAAUGGCACACAACGCACUGCACAGAGAUCAGCGGGUUAGCGUUGGAGCCUCUGCUGAUGUUUGGUCGGCGGGCAUCGUACUUUUCUCUAUUUUUACGCAACGCAAUCCUUACCCGCCCUCCAUUGCUUCCCGCUCCGCAUCUCACUCCCAUGAGGACGCUGACGAGGAUGGAGACGGUGACGAUGGUGGGGCAGCACUGCCAACAAGGCUCAAUAGUGAGAAUGUGCGGUUACUGCGCCGCGUGGCUGCUGCAGACUGGCGAUGGCCUGUGGGUUGCAGCGUCUCCAACGAGUUGCGGCAACUUGUGGAGUUUAUUCUCGUCUGUGAUCCCGUGAAACGGCCGGAUGUUUUGGCGAUUCUCAGCAAGCCAAUCUGGAAUUCCCGCCGUCGGGCCCCGCCGACCGCUGUCACCGCGUUUUUGGGUGUUCAAGACGAUUUUCUUUUAUCCCACGACGAGGCUCACUUGUUGCGGGCUGUGGAACAGCGCAGCGCCGACGUCACCGCCAGCCUGAUGGGCAGCCGCGCCAACAGCCCCGGUGAAGGCGAGGCUGAAGAGGCUGAGCUACGCGCAUCACUAAAAUUUGUGGCCAGGGAGGAAACGGCAGUGGGCGGUGUGCCAACGCAUCAGCUGUAUGAUGUUCGCCGCGAAGCGAAGCGGAAGCGACCGCUCCGUGAAAUAUCGGUAGUUAUUGCUGAAGAGACGGCGAAGGGACUCAGGCGGUGCCGGUCAAAACGGGCAAGGCAGGAAGUCUGCUCCGCUUCACGUGGUAACUCUUGUGCAAGUUCUCGUGUAAAUUCACGCGGGAACUCCCGUGCUACAUCUCCGGUGACGCAGCAAUUUGUCAAUGAAGGAGAAAAAGCUCUCAGCAAAACAACGAGGAGCGGCAGGAGGUAUCGUAGUAAUCCUCAGUCAUCUUCGGUGCCUCCUGAGGAGGCGGGAGAAGCAGAAGUAGAUCAGAUGGCGUCGAAAAAAAAAUUGUCUCCCGUACGGCUCCUUAAUGGUCAAGUGGAAGAGUGGAACGCAACAAACCAUACCACGCAAUGUCUACGCCAUUCUCACGUCAGUUAUGAGUGUGAUAAAAACCACAAGUUGUCACGGGAAGCCAUGAAUGCGUGUGCCAUGGGUAUGGUCUCCGAUGGAGUUAUGGAGCAAGGAGGGAUGCAGUCCGUCGACGAUGCGGCGCCUAAGACGGCAGGCACUGUACCUGCUCAUAUUACCAGGAAGAAGCUUGCAUCGGGAUGGAUGGAUGCUACGGAAGUUGUUGCCAUGGAGAUGGCUGUACGGGGUCUUGCGGAAAAAAUGAUCCUUUUACAGUUAGAAUGCCUCUUUUCCGUUUUCCGCGUGACGGCGGAGGAAAAGCAAGAGUGGUUUGACAUGAUUUGGCUAGCGGAGGAACAACGAAAAUCGGCUACGCAUCCUCACCGUUUCAAGGAGACUACGCGUGUAAGCAAAAAGUAUCAGUAUGGCUUUGUAUGUGACAUGUGCGAUUAUGAGUUUCUGCCUGUUGGGAAAAGCAUUUACUUUUUUCACUGUUCCUGUGGCAGAGAUUUAUGCGUGGAUUGCCAUCAAGCGUACAGCAAGCAGUGCAGCUGUUCCAAGUGCGGCACCGUCUAUGAAAAUAGUGUGAUGCUGCGUGAGCACCAUCGAAAAGGCAGUUGUGCAGCGGCAUGUAAAAACAAAAAGAGGCCUGUGGCUCCUCAAGCGCAGUUAAACACCACCAACCCUGCCACGUCGAAGAAGACGGUGAUACAAACCCACAAGGCUGCGCGGGGGUCCACCAAUGCUACUACUGCUUCUGGCCCAACAACGAAAGCUUCCACGGCAGCUGCGGCAAAGUCAGUCCCAAAGAGGGAAGCGGUAAUGAUGGGCGCAGGGAACGCUGUGAAGGAGGAGACGGUGACGGAGACGACGCCAUCGUCGCUGUUCAGCAGACCCAUCAACACGAUGCCAGAGGGGAAGUGGAAGCCAAUGGAACGCUUAUCGGUUAGCCACAAACCCAUUCAACCAACACCAGAGGAGCGCGCGGUUUUGCUUAACGGGGAUUGGAUUCGUCAUUUUCAUUUAUUUCCAACAGAGGAAGACGUAGAGCCCGUUGCUUUUACUUAUCACAUUCAGCCGGGGCGUACGGGGGCAAUUUUUCUUAAUCACGGUUUUUCAAUGCAUUCAGCCGUAAUUUCAGUGUUGGAGCGUCAGAUGCUCAUUGUGGAUUACGUUGACACCUUGGAGAACAGUGAUGCGGCGCGCGUGGUUUCACUUGGAAAUGCGAAGUGCUUGGCUGAAAGUGCGUACAAUCUCCUACAACGCGUUGUCGCGUACGAUUGCAAUAUGAUGAAGCAGCAUCGCGCUCCUGGCACCAUCUCUAUUUACCGGACGUCGCAAACGGCAAUCCGGUGUCAAGGGGAACCAUUUGUGUAUGUUCGUUGGUUUCGCUUUGACGCACAGCACUCAUUAAGUGCGUUUUUGCUCUCCAACGGAGCAGUUCAGGUGCUUGUAGGCGAUCAGUACGAACUUCGUUGGUUUGACGAAAACCGUAAGUUUCUCCUCCGUAGCAAUGGGGUGUGUGAAAUGGUGGAUGAUGCCACAUUUGCUCUUGCUUCUGACGUCAGCCGCCUGUUGUACGAUGAUUUCUGA
Messenger RNA from Trypanosoma rangeli, 3228 nucleotides. RefSeq names its product putative protein kinase. The record is from RefSeq and is a predicted model, not a curated record. Gene Ontology annotation, cellular component: cytoplasm. Gene Ontology annotation, biological process: protein phosphorylation. The transcript has a single exon. Gene Ontology annotation, molecular function: ATP binding; protein serine/threonine kinase activity. NCBI's taxonomy places the organism in Eukaryota, Euglenozoa, Kinetoplastea, Trypanosomatida, Trypanosomatidae. The coding region runs from base 1 to 3228 and encodes 1075 amino acids.